AUGGAACGGCCAAGAUCCUUGGGCGAGGCCUUGGCCACCGGAAUCACAACAUCCUUCUUGUCAUCACCUGCGUACGACUGUCGGUCGCCUGUCACUCCACGCAUACCACGGACACCAAGAACACCAAGCAUUCUGGGCUCGGCGUCGGGCCUUGCGCAACCGGACACCUCUGCUCCCGCCGAAGAUGAAGAGUUACACCCCAUCAUCUCCUCUGCGUUGGGCUUGGAGCUUCCGACAGCCAGCAGCGUCAAAAAGGGCAGGCCAACAAGACCUGCAAGCCUCAAGCCGGAGUCAUUACACCUCUCUUCAUUGUGCCGGGAUGGAGUCACGGACCGGUUUCUUCCUCUAAGUGCUCAGUCGAUAACACCAAGCCUGAUAGAUCAACCAAACCGUGUUCUCGGCCAGAAUGAACUCACAACCUUUUCCGCCAUCAACCUCAUACUGGGCAAGACGAUUGGGGUCGGCGUAUACUCGGUACCGUCGUCUGUCUUCACCGAGGUCGGCUCGGUCGGAAUGACGCUCGUCAUCUGGCUUCUGGGUGCUGUGAUCUCGUUCUGCGGGUUGUCGGUAUACCUGGACUUGGGAACUGCCUUGCCUCGCUCGGGCGGCGAGAGAGUCUACCUCGAACGUAUCUUCCGACGACCGAAAAUGCUGGCCACCAGCAUGUUCAUGGCAUACGUCGUGCUUCUCGGAUUCAGUACCCCAAACUGCAUCAUCUUGGGAAAUUAUGCGGUAUCAGCCCUGGGAGUUCAGCCAACUGUUUGGAACGUCCGCGGCAUCGCUGUCUUUGUCAUCUCGCUGGCCUGCUUCCUGCAUGCCCGGGCGCCAUCUACGGGCCUCCGCAUCAUCAACGUGCUCGGGGUGGGCAAGAUGUUGAUCCUGGCAGCUGUCGUCCUCAGCGGGAUUGCCAGUAUCGGUCGAGUCCCGGCCACGGCAGGCUCGGGCUCCAUUGCCCAUCAGAACUUCACGUCGAUAUGGGCCGGCACCAGCUCCAAGCCGUACAACUAUGCGACCGCGUUGCUGCAGGUUCUCUACUGCUUUCGUGGCUACAACACGGCGAAUCAGGUCAUGUCAGAAGUGCGCAACCCGAUCUCGACCAUCAGAGUCGCGGGUCCGGUCGCCCUAACCCUCGCGUCACUCGGAUAUAUUCUGGCCAACGUCGCGUACUUCUGCGCCGUGGAGAAAGAUGAUUUCCGCUCUUCCGGUGUCGUUGUCGCUAGCCACUAUCUCCGCAACAUCUUUGGUUCAUUGUGGGGAGAGCGGAUCCUGCCCUGCUUUAUCAUCAUCUCAGCGUUCGGGAACAUCGCUGCCACCUCUUUCGCCCAAGCUCGCGUGAAUCAAGAGCUCGGAGUUCAAGGACUUCUUCCGGCGUCGGGCUUCUGGCGGAGAAAGAACGCCGCAGGAGCGCCAGCGUCAGGUCUCCUCCUCCACUGGCUCGUCAGUGUCCUGGUGAUCGUGUUGCCACCUCCCGGCGAGAUCUACACCUUCCUGGUCGAAGUAGGCGGCUACCCGGUCUCGGUCCUUUCCGUUGCCAUCGCAUCAGGUCUUCUCUACCUGCAAAACACGUCGGCCGAGCGCUGGCAGAGUCCAUGUCCCGCGCCGCGGAUGCACACGGUUGUGUUCCUGGCCGGUAACGCCCUCCUGCUCAUCUUUCCGUGGAUCAACCCUGGACAAGACAAGAGCAGCAACGACAACAAGAGAUUCGUGUACUAUGCAUACCCAGCUACGUCACUCGGCAUAAUCGGUAUGGGUGCCGUUUACUGGUUAUUUUGGCAGAUGAAGAACACCGCCGAGUUGCCUAUCGUCGGCACGCCGCUGCUGCACGACUGGUCGUCCGCAGCUACCAGUAGCCAGGAAUCACUGGGCGAGGAUGAAGGCGGGGGGAGGGUUGGUGGGCCGUACGAGCAACGAGCACCUCUGCAGAAGUCUAUGAAGCUUAAGCUCGACGACAUGUUUGUGGUUGAGGCUGAGAUUGAGGAGGAGCAAGAGAAUUUAGAUGACUCGUACCGGAGCUCCAUGCCAACCGUACAGGAGGAUGACAGGUGGGAAGACAACUCAACCCGCCGCUGCGACGCAUUGCAUAUUUAG
Cladophialophora carrionii CBS 160.54 is the source of this 2088-nucleotide messenger RNA. RefSeq lists its product as uncharacterized. Gene Ontology annotation, cellular component: membrane. Gene Ontology annotation, molecular function: L-amino acid transmembrane transporter activity. The coding region runs from base 1 to 2088 and encodes 695 amino acids. The record is from RefSeq and is a predicted model, not a curated record. NCBI's taxonomy places the organism in Eukaryota, Fungi, Ascomycota, Eurotiomycetes, Chaetothyriales, Herpotrichiellaceae. Gene Ontology annotation, biological process: amino acid transmembrane transport. The transcript has a single exon.